AUGGAAAUCAGAUUCUUGUUUCUUGUUCUGAUCAAAAUCCUAACUUCCCUGAUAUUGCUUGCACAAUGCAACCAGUUCUCAGUCAUGCACCAUCCAGACAGUGUUCAUUUUGUGACUCCAACUAACAAAUUGCAAUCAUCAGAGAUUCCUGCAACUGUCUUGUCUCUCUUUGGAUUGUCAAGUGAUAUUCCAAUGAAAUGGGAUGGUCUGCUAGCAGGCAACAUAUUCAAGAGGCCAAAAGCUGUGGUGAUGUUUGCAAUUGAUUCUACUAAAAAAGACAUUCCUAUUAAAAACAACAUCAACAAUUUUGACCUACAACAAGACUCUGGUGACCUGAGCAUGCAAGUUGUUAACAAUAAGUUGGAGAAGAUAGAUUGGAGAGUUAAACCUCUUACUAUUGACAGUUCAAUGGAUAAUCAGUUAUUUGAUACAAGAUCAAGCUACUCUGAGCUUGUAAACUCCAGGACAAUUGACAGCAUUCAAAGUGACCUGGAGAAAUCUGAUUGGAUGAAGCAGCACAAAACUGGGUCACUGGUCUUUACAUCUGAUGUUGAUUUGGCAUUUAUUGCAGAGAUGUUUGUGAUUAGUGAAACAAUUAAGAAGAUCAAAGAUAACAAAAGUGUUUUGAAGAGUGACAGUCCUAGUUUUUUUCACUUCAAAAUUUCAACUCUGAAAGCAUUGGAGGACAAACCUGCUUACGAUGAUGCCAUCAAUCUGCUGAAUGACGUUUUCAGUGAGGCAAGGGAUGAAUUAAUUAGUCUCUUCUCUGGCAAUGUGGUCGUAGCCGUAGUGACAAUGAAUCCAGAUCUUGGAACUAAAUUGAUGAUAAGUAGACAUUUGCAAGAAGCCAACGCAACUAUUGAUACUGAGUCGAAAUUCAACAGAGCACCGAAGUACACAUACAUGUACCCAGUUAUCUUCAACAUAGUUCUCUGGUUCAUGAUCGCAUUCGUCAUUACACUGACCUGGAUAUCGUGGUCCAUCUGGCACAUGGACCCCGGCAGAGAUAGUGUCAUCUAUCGAAUGACCACACAACGUCUCAAGAGAGAUUGA
Molecule: messenger RNA, 1053 nt
Organism: Helobdella robusta
Lineage: Eukaryota; Metazoa; Annelida; Clitellata; Rhynchobdellida; Glossiphoniidae
Exons: 8
Coding region: 1-1053 (350 amino acids)
Biological process (GO): positive regulation of Wnt signaling pathway
Cellular component (GO): membrane; external side of plasma membrane
Molecular function (GO): signaling receptor activity
Source: RefSeq, a predicted model, not a curated record